Molecule: messenger RNA, 327 nt
Organism: Prorocentrum cordatum
Lineage: Eukaryota; Dinophyceae; Prorocentrales; Prorocentraceae
Source: the annotation of a GenBank genome assembly
AUGAGCGACAGCCCGGCCCGGCCGCACGGAGGGCCCAUCUCUGGCUACCAGAUGGAAUUCAACUGGGGCCACAUCAACUGGGCCCCAUGGGUCGACCUGAAAAUGGAGCCCGCGAACAACCAGGUGGAGUCCACCAGGCUCAUGCACAACGGCGUGGGCGUGGGCGGCGACCCAGGCGUGGCCGCCACCGCCGCGGCCGCAGUGCUGCUGCGGGAGGCGCCGGCGCCGCGGCGGCGGAGGCCCUGCCGUGAGCGCGAGGCGGGUGCGCGGCGCUCGCCGGCGCGCGGGCUGGGCGCCUCGAGGACGCGCGCGGCCGCGUUCCUGUAG